Molecule: messenger RNA, 2325 nt
Organism: Cololabis saira (Pacific saury)
Lineage: Eukaryota; Metazoa; Chordata; Actinopteri; Beloniformes; Belonidae
Gene: rad51c
Product: RAD51 paralog C
Exons: 4
Coding region: 72-1151 (359 amino acids)
Biological process (GO): meiotic DNA recombinase assembly; DNA repair; reciprocal meiotic recombination
Cellular component (GO): replication fork; Rad51C-XRCC3 complex; Rad51B-Rad51C-Rad51D-XRCC2 complex
Molecular function (GO): four-way junction DNA binding; ATP hydrolysis activity; crossover junction DNA endonuclease activity
Source: RefSeq, a predicted model, not a curated record
UUCUCUGUGAGGAUGCUGCCGUAGAUGUACAGUACACAGCGGUUUAUAUACACCUGUAUAUAUCUGAGAGGAUGCUGCGACGAGUCUCCAGUUUGUGUCUGAGUCAAAGCUUGAAGGUGAAACUGGUUCGCGCUGGUUUCCAGUUCACCGCCGACCUUCUCCCCCCGAACCCCCAGAAGCUCAGCGCAGAGGCCGGACUGUCUGAGCAGGAGACCCUAGAGCUGCUGCAAGCUGUGCAGAACGGAGGAGGAGGAGGAGGAGGAGGAGGAGCAGCAGCCCCUCUCACAGCUCUGGAGCUCCUGCACAAGGAGGAGGAACUCGGGAGCAUCAAGACAUCCUCCUCACAGCUAGACGACGCUUUAGGAGGAGGACUUCCUCUGGGGAAGACAACGGAAAUCUGUGGAGCUCCAGGAGUUGGAAAAACCCAGCUGAGUCUGCAGGCAGCGGUGAACGUGCAGGUGCCGCGCUGCUUGGGAGGACUGGAAGGUCAGGUGAUGUUCAUGGACACGGAGGGGAGCUUCGUCCUCCAGAGAGUGGUAGACAUCGCUGCCGCCACCGUCACACACUGCUCUCUGCUGGCUGGAGACCAGGACCAACGAGCUGCCAUGGAGACGUUCACCGUGGAAACCAUCCUGUCCAACAUCUUCCUGGUGCGUUGCCAUGACUACGCGGAGCUGCUGGCUCAGCUCCACCUGCUGCCAGAGUUCCUGAGGGACAGGCCGAAGCUCCGCCUCCUGGUGAUCGACAGCGUGACCUUCCCGUUCCGACAGCAGCUCAAUGACCUCUCAUUGAGAACACGCAUCCUCCAGGGCCUCGCUCAGCGGCUCAUCGCCAUGGCAACGUCUAACGACGUGGCCGUGUUAAUCACCAACCAGAUGACCACCCGGCUGCGGGGCGGCCAGGCCCAGCUGGUGCCGGCCCUGGGGGACACCUGGGGCCACGCCCCCAACGUCAGGCUGGGGUUACACUGGGAGGGCUCCCAGCGGGUGGUGGCCGUGUUGAAGUCUCCAGGUCAGCCCAAUGCAGCUGUUCCCUACCAGAUCACCUCCGAGGGCUUCAGAGACGCUCACCAAUCAGAGCAGCUGCAGCGCAAACGGCCCCGAACUCACACAGACCAAUCAGCUUCCAGCUCCAUAAACACCAGCAGGUGAUUGGUCAGAGGCUUCCAGACAUUUACAGACUUCUGUUUUUUCCGUCUCCGAAACAACCAUGAAAAUAGUUGGUCACAAUAAAUUAAUUUCACCUUUAGUUUGGUAGUUUUGUUUGAUUCCUGCAGAUGGAGACGGAGCAAUUUUACACCUCUUCACCUGUCCUCGUAUUUCUGAAAAGACACAUUUUGAUGAGUGAAAAAACGUACUAACAUGUUUGUACAACAUGUUUAAACCACCAGGUGACUAUCCGGACUGAAACUGAAUGCAUUUACAGGACUGUUAGAAUAUUGUGAUAAAGUUCUUUAUUUUCUGUAAUGCAAUUAAAAAAAACAAAAAUGUCAUACAUUCUGGAUUCAUUACAAAUAAACUGAAAUAUUGCAAGCCUUUUAUUAUUUUAAUAUUGCUGAUUAUGGUUUACAGUUUAAGAUUAAGAUUCCCAGAAUAUUCAAAUUUUUUGAGAAAGGAUAUUUGAGUUUUCUUAAGCUGUAAGCCAUGAUCAGCAAUAUUAAAAUAAUAAUAAAAUAAUAAUAAAAAUAAUAAUUUCUGAGACAGUCCUGUAGAUUACUAGGAAUGACACUUGAGAGAGAUAGAUUUAAUUAAUCGGUUGCAUGCAAGUGCGUCAAAACAUACAUCAGGGAUCUCGAUGCAGGAAUGACACGGAAUAAGAAAUGCUAAGGGAUUUUGAACACCACAAAAUAAACUAUGAUUCUGAUAAGCAGGUCAUUGUGACACCAGAUAUUCUUUCAGGGACAAAAUAUGAGUCUGUACCCAGGCCAAGGCCGAUAUUUCCAUCACUAUUCCAGUUUUUUUUUUUAAACUACAAAAACUAAUCAUGAAGUGUGAUAUAAUGAGUCCUCUGUGCCAGCGUCAGCCCCGUUAGUGAGUCUGACACCUUUGUCAGCCCUUUCAACAACUACUGAGGUGAUCUUCCUCUCAAAGAGAUCCACUAAAACGUGAUGUUAGCACGGCUCAUGCAGAGUUAGAAAAGUUAGUUUCAACAGUUCAAUAGUGUUAGCAGCAUACUUGGAUAAGGAAUAUACAAAAAUGGAAAAUGAGCUAAAGAAGACAUUGGAAGUUAUUUUGCACUUUUAUUCUGAAUAAUAGCCUAUAUAUUCAGCUUGUUAAUAGUUUUGUGUUAUUUAUUUCAGAGGUCAUUUAGAAAGGAAAAAAAGGC